GUCGAUUACAAAAUCACAAAAUGCAAAAUUAAAAUUUGUUUUUACUUUUAGGUUAAGUUGAACUCAAUUUUUAGUGCAGUAAAAUAUAUUAAAAUACAUUAUAUCAAUUUAUCAGGGCACUAGAGCAGUUUUUAAUUUAAAUCUUAAUACUCUACAUGUGUAGAUUAUUAAAUUAAUAGAACAUUUUUGAGGAAUCCUUGAAUAGUAAGGUUUUUAUCAUUUCAGUAUUUUGUUUCUCAUUCGUUCUAAACAGUUGAAAUUUAUAACGCAACACUGCAAACAAUUCAACUAUUUAUUAUCACAGCUAUGUAAAAACGAAAAAAUCCUAUCAAUCACAACCUCAUACAACUUUUCACACUACAUCAAUUUAACAAUGAACGAGGACACUAAAAAUAGAUUACCAAAUGAUGAGGCUCUUUUGAAACAGAAGAACUCCGAAUGCAACAGCUCUUUCUCCAAAGAUGAAACUACAACUACAAAGACCGAUGGAAAGAAAAAAUCCUCAUUUAAUGAGAGUAAAAGUAGCAGUUCAGACUCGGAAAGUGUAACUUGGCGAGGAGUUAGUCUGAAGUCGUUGAGAAGCUCUAAACCUCCGAAUUGGUCCCCGUCCGUAUGUCCCAAAGAGGCACACACUGUUCUAGUCAAGGUACCGUUGAAGUCCAUCCCAGAGCCAUACCCAGAUAGACCCGUCGAUGUCUGGGAUAAGGACCAUGUUCGAAUGCCAUGUUCUCUCCAUAGUCUUUCUCCAAUAUCAAAGACUGAACUAAGAAAGCGAUGGGAGUUGAUCAACGCUGCCUUUUCAAAGCCCAUCACAUCCAGUCAUCAACUGGAAGCCGCCAUACAUAGUUAUAAUACCAAAUAUGCGCAACGCUGGAAUUUCGAAUCGCUGCAUUACUUUUUCAAUACGACACUGGAAGAAGAGGAAUCGGAAUACUUUUUCGCGCAAGUGUUGCCGCAAGUGAUCAAGUUGGCACUGGCACUGCCCGAGACAGUGACGGGGGCGAUCCCCCUACUGCGCAGGCGCCGCACCCACUCGAUCACCCUCAGCCAGCGUCAGAUUGCCAGCCUGCUGGCCAAUGCCUUCCUCUGCACCUUCCCCAGGCGCAACACAGCCAAGUCUCUGUCUGAGUACAGCUCGUUUCCCGACAUCAACUUCAACCGCCUUUUCAGUGCUGGUGGUCGACAAGAUAAUAUUCAAGAAAAGCUGAAGUGCCUUAUCAAUUACUUCAGAAGAGUUUGCACCAAAUGUCCAGAAGGACUAGUGACAUUUUCGAGGCAUCAUGUGCCCGAAAAUCAGCUCCCAGUAUGGAGCAAGUCGAAAGCGGUGUUGCCACUUCUCCACGUCACAAGUGAUGGAACCAUUGAGGACGAGGGCAGCGGAAUGCUCCAACUAGAUUUCGCCAAUAAAUACAUUGGUGGUGGAGUAUUAGGACGAGGAUGUGUACAGGAAGAAAUCAGAUUUAUCAUUUGUCCUGAACUAAUUGUUGCCAGACUUUUUACUGAAUGUCUAGAUGACACGGAAGCACUUAUAAUUACAGGUGUGGAAAGGUACAACCUGUACAGUGGGUACGGCAGCACAUUCCGGUGGACAGGCAACGUUGUGGAUCGCACACCACGUGACCAGUUCGGCCGCCGCAGCUGCGUCCUCGUCGCCAUUGACGCAUUCAACUUCCAGCGAGCCAGCAAACAGUACUCCACGCAGUGCAUUCAGCGCGAACUCAACAAGGCGUAUGCUGGUUUUUCGUGGGGGUGCAGCAACCUGAGGUGCGUAGCGACGGGCAAUUGGGGCUGCGGCGCGUUCGGCGGCGACGUGCACCUCAAGGCAGUGCUGCAGCUGAUGGUAGCCGCACACACGCACCACCACGCACUCGUCUACUUCACGUUUGGCGACGCCACGCUCACGCGGCAAUUGCACGACAUGCAUCGCUGUCUCCAACAGGCUGGCGUUACUGUCGGAUUACUAUGGAAAAUGCUGAGUGAAUAUGAAGGCUCAGUCGACGGAAAUGAUGUAGAUCUCUUCACAUACCUCCACUCCGCUGUCGCCAGAAAUCAAGCUCCUCAAGCUGAGAAGUCGGUGACGAAACCUGAGGUUGACUCAACCAAAGCAAUGGAAGAGAAUGACAGUAUGGGUUUGAGUACCGCUGAAAUGAACUCAAUCCUGGCCGAAAUGGACAAAGAAGAGGAGAAAAUGGAACUGGAUGAAGUGACAGAGAAAGGAUCAGAGCAGAAAGCGGCUCCAUCGAAAGGAGAACCGAUGGAAGUGAAAACCUAUUGUGUCAAAUCUCGCGAAGGUCAAGAAUUGUGCUUGCGUAAGCAGAAUGAUAGUUGGACUAGGAUUGAAAAAUCUAAAGAAGAUUUCACGGCUAGUGAAAUUGUUGACGAUUCUCCUGACACCAGUUUCAGUUCUGAAAAUGCUUCGAAAACUUCUAAGAAGAUGCCAGGUAUGAAAAGGAAAAUAUCGGAUUAUUUCACUACUGUACAAAAAAGUUGAUUCCAACAAGUAUUAUUGUCAAGUUUUGUAUAAAGGUUUUUGCUGUUUUAUAUUAUGCUUUUUAAUGAUAACUUUUGAAUAACGGAUUUCAUUGUAUAAGUUUUGUAUAUAAAUGUUUAUUUUAUUGAACUUGAAGCUGGUGUUCUUGAAUAUAUUUCGACAAAACAGAAAAAUCUUAAAUUUCUAGGAAAACUGUUUUUGUUGUGAAAAAUACUGCGAAAGCUUCCAAGAAGCUAGCGGAAAUAAAAAAAACAUAACCAUUACUUCACCUCUUAAUAAUUUGAUUGAACAGAUUUCAUUGUAUAGUUUUGUAUAAAUGUUUGUAUUUUACAUGAGGCCUUUCAAUGAAAGUUUUGGAUCUAUAAUACAUUCCGAUAUGACAGAGAACUUAUUUAAAAAUACUUAUAUAAAAACAUGUUCUGUUCUGUUAACAUGCUACAAAUAAAUAUCUUCCUGGCAUGAAGAAUAGAAUAUCAGUAUUUUGCACAAACUGUACAAAAUAUUAUUUCAAAUAUGUGUAUUCUUACUUUUUUUGGGGCCUUUCAAUAAUAGUUUUUGGUUUACAAAUUUUAUUGGAUAGUUUUGUAUAAAUGCUUUUCAUUAUUUUCGAUGAGGCUUUCCAAUUAAAUUUUGUGAUCGGAUUAUAUAUAAUUUUUCAAACAUUACCACAUAACAGAGAAUCUAUGUUUUUCACCGCUGAACAUGAAACAUUUGUUAUGAAAACAUCAAUGAUGUCAUAAAAAUAACUAUUACUUCACUAUUGUAAAAAAGGUUAGCCUACUUCCAACUACAACUGUGAUAACAUUUUUCAUUUGAUAGUUUUAGAUGUGUUUAUUUUUCAUAUAACGCAUUUUAAUGAUGAGUUAAAUCUGUUAUACAUUAUAACAAACAGAAUAAUCUCCAAUUAAAUCUGUAAAGAACUGAUUUGAGCGACUAUUUUGACAGAAAUCUUCUUAGUUGUGUAUCAUUUUCUGUUUUCAAGUAUUCUAUAUGACCAAGAUAGCCAAGAAUAGCUCCGUUUACAUUAAAUUUGUACCUAACGCUUCAAAAGAAUAUUACAGUAAAUCACAAUUCAGCAGACAAAAUCAAAUCUUCCAAAAUAUGUGUACCUUACUUUCAUAAACAAUUGACCUCAUCUUUACUGUUCGAAUUAUUUUUGUGAAAAUGAUUGUUGUGUAGAUCACGCCUUGUAAUCAUAGCUUAGAAUUAACAAAUGUUUUGACACCAUCUUUCAAAAAGAGGGGAAAUUGAUAUUACUGUAAUACUGAAAUUAUGUCCUAGCUAGAUAUUAGUUAAAUAUUAUUUGGUUGUUAAUUGUUGUUUAGUUGUAAAUAAUGGUUUAUUUUUAACCACAUAUUUAUUUUCAUUAGUAGUUUCUUGGAAAAUAAAUUAAGUACACUUGA
Molecule: messenger RNA, 3894 nt
Organism: Nilaparvata lugens (brown planthopper)
Lineage: Eukaryota; Metazoa; Arthropoda; Insecta; Hemiptera; Delphacidae
Gene: Parg
Product: poly(ADP-ribose) glycohydrolase
Exons: 13
Coding region: 374-2491 (705 amino acids)
Biological process (GO): regulation of DNA repair; ATP generation from poly-ADP-D-ribose; carbohydrate metabolic process
Cellular component (GO): cytoplasm; nucleus
Molecular function (GO): poly(ADP-ribose) glycohydrolase activity
Source: RefSeq, a predicted model, not a curated record